This is a messenger RNA of Prunus armeniaca (apricot), 2226 nucleotides long. Lineage: Eukaryota; Viridiplantae; Streptophyta; Magnoliopsida; Rosales; Rosaceae. The record is from the annotation of a GenBank genome assembly.
AUGUCAGAUGUCACUGACUCUUCUUCUUCUACUCCUAUUGUGACGGUUCAUACCGAAUCGUCCACCAACCUACCUAUGGGAUUCAAAUUGAAUGGAUCCAACUAUGAGAUAUGGGCUUCGAUGAUCGAACUUCAUGCUACUACACAAGGCAAAUUGGGUUACCUGACUAGCGACACUUAUGCCCCUGAUUCCAAAGACCCGAAAUUUGGGAAGUGGAAAAUUGCUGAUGCUGUUGUGAAAAGUUGGAUGCUACGAACUAUGAAACCCAGUUUGUUGAAUAUGUUUCAUACUCUAACUACUGCUAAGGAAAUUUGGGAUGCUGUUAAUAAGAUGUUUUAUGAUGACUCUGACAUAUCCCAGCUCUAUGAACUGCGGUGCCAGGCUACCCGUCUCAAGCAAGAGGGUCGUCCUGUAUCUACCUAUUUUGCCAAACUUAAGGCAAUCUGGCUUGAAUUGGACAAGAGACGUCCUUUUCAGAUGAAGUGUGUUGAUGAUAUGAAGACUUUUCAGGCUGCUGUUAUGGCAGAUCGUGUGUAUGAUUUUUUGGCUAGCCUUGAUGAUACUUAUGACAAGGUCCGAAGUGAUAUUCUACGAAGUGAUAAAGUUCCAAGUAUCAAAAAUGUAUUUUUUAUGGUUCGUCGAGAGGCUCAACGCCAGAUUACUGUGCUUGGAUCCAGCACUAAGAUUGGGGAACCUGCUGUUGUGUUUGCUUCCAAAAACACUGCUUUGGUUUCUCAGCGUACAGGGUCUGGCUCUUCUGUUGUUCCGCUUUGUCACCUGACUUCUGCAGAAAAAGACAAAGUGAAGUGUGAUCAUUGUGGUGAAAAGAGACAUACUAUCAACACCUGCUGGGCAUUACAUGGGGUACCAGAUUGGGAGAAGGAGCGAAGGCGUUUCAAAAAGGAACAACUGGACAGCAAAGCUCAUGUAGCUGUUGCCCCCACUUCUGUGACUGACAUCACCACUAGGCACGACCACCUUACUGCUACUCCUCCUCCGACUUUGACCGCCAUCUCAAGCACUCCAACAUCUCCGCCUCCAGGUAACGUUGGCAAGGCUUUCCAUGCCCAUGAUACCCAAGAUACAGGUUGGAUUAUUGAUUCAGGAGCUACUGACCAUAUGACGUAUAAUUCUGCUUUAUUCUCUACUACUCUUCCGCCUCAUCGUGAUCAUGUUCUGACUGCUAACAAUGUUGCUGCUCCUGUCACAGGAGCUGGUUCUAUACUCUUGACACCUGCUUUACCAUUGGACAAAGUGUUACUGGAUAUCCAGACUCGGGAGAUUUUUGGUCGUGGUACUAAAAAAGGGGGGCUUUAUUAUGUGGAUGAUGUGGCAACUAGUCGGGUUCUUCGUGUUGGUAGCACCGAAACUUCUCAGCAUCGCCGAUUUGGUUGCUACAUUACUGAUUUGACUUGUAUUUUAGCUAAGAGUCAUCGGGUAUCCUACCCUCCAAGUUGUAAUAAACGGCUUAUGCCAUUUGAUUUAGUUCAUUCUGAUGUUUGGGGACCUUCUCCGGUUUCUACAGCUUUGAGACGUUUCUAUCAGAUGUUUCAGACUCAAUUUAUGCUCCCUAUCAAGGUUUUUCGAUAUGAUAAUGGUGGAGAAUUUAUUAAUUCGGCGUUAUCCCAUUUUUUUCACACUAAGGGAGUACUCCAUGAGAAUACUUGCCCUCAAACACCACAACAGAAUGGGGUUGCUGAACGUAAAAAUGGGCAGAUCCUUGCUGUUGCCUGUGCUCUGCUGCUUGGUGCAUCAGUACUGACCCAUCAUGUCUCUGCCUCUUCUAUGUUGACUCUGUCUCCAAAGGUGUUUGGUUGUGUCGUCUAUGUUCACCUCCAUCAAAAUCAGAGGAGUAAGCUGGACCCAUGUGCUCUCCGUUGUGUCUUUCUGGGUUUCUCUCCUCAUCAGAAAGGUUACCGAUGCUAUCAUCCAGCAACCUGGCGUCUAUAUGUCUCUAUGGAUGUUACCUUUGUUGAGGAUGAAAUGUUCUUCUCUGAUACACCCGAGCAUGUCCUUCAUGGGGAGACUAGUAGUGAAAGGCAUAGCUGGCUAGAUUUACAAGGGGGAGUAGUAUUGGAUAGUUUGAUACAAAGGGAAGAACCGACCGAACCGACCGAACCUACUGAACCUGCUACACUGGCAGAACCUGCUAGACUAGCUGAACCUGCUAUUUUAACUGAUGUCACUACUGUCACUGAAUCGAUUGCCCCCAUGAAGCUUCUCUAA